UCCAUACAAAAACAAAAUCUCCCAACAAACGAACAAUGUACCGGAAGUUGACGAAAGUUUUACUAGCAGGUUGUACUAAAUUUUAGUCGUAAUAGUUUGAUUCAAUCUCAUAAGAAAAAGAAGACGUUUUUGCGAAACUUCUGUAUGAAUGCGGAUAUCAGAUUUCUUUUUAUAUUGUGAGGAAUACCUCUUAUUUCCAAUUCUAACACUUUUUAAUUGAUCCCGAACUUUAUAUGCGUAACAGUUUUAGAUUUUACAAUAAGAAAGAUGGCGAGCACCAAAGCAAAGAAUGUGCGAGAAAGCGAACAAAAACUAUUGGAUGCUAUUGUGAAUGGCAGUUUGGAUGAAGUGAAGACUCUUUUAGCUGAUCCAGAUGUCAGGACAGAUUUCACGGAUGAGACUGGGAUGACCCCACUGCAACAUGCAGCAUUUAGAGGACGUAAAGAAAUGGUGGAGCUUUUCCUGGCUAAUGGAGCAGACGUCAACUCGGAUAAGCAUGAGAAUUCGUACUCCACUUUGAUGUUUGCCUCUCUGUCAGGUAACACUGAAGUGACCCGUCUAGUGUUAGAAGCCGGAGCAAAGGUUACUGAUGUGAACUCUGUCGGUCGAACUGCGGCGCAAAUGGCAGCUUUCAUUGGCCAGCAUCAGUGUGUGUCUGUGAUCAAUAACUUUUUCCCAAAAGAAAAUCUUCAGUACUUCACCAAGCCACAAGGUUUGGAGAAAGAGCCAAAGCUGCCCCCUGAAAUGGCACCUGCCUUGUGCAAGAUGAUAAACAUGCCAUAUCUCCACCCAGUCAAGUUAUGUAUGUAUAUUCAAGACCAUCCAGGACUUCUGGACCACUAUACAGGGAUUGUGAGAAUCUUCGAGAUCCUGUGUGAGAGAAGCAUGAAAGCUCGGGACACAAACGACAUCUUCGCCAUGAAAUCUCAUUAUUACUCUGUGCUUUUUAAAACCACUGGGAAAAUGUACAAGGAGAUUGGAAAUAUAGACAGCUUCAUCAAAUCAUUGAUAAGGGGCAGAGAAAGUGAUGGAUGUGCAGAAUUUCAAGAGAAAUUCCUUCGACAAGUUUUAAGAGAAUUUCCCUAUGCAGAGUCUGAGCUUCUACAACAGAUGGUGCGGAAUUUGGCUAACAUUAAAAUAGGAGAUCACCCCUCAGCUCUGCAUGUAUUGUGUCAGGGAAUCAACGGACAGAAGUUCAUGGAUGAGGAAGAUGUGUGUAGUACUUGUGGAACUCUGAGAGCUCAGAAAAAAUGCUCAGCCUGUAAAAUGGCUUGUUACUGUAACCAGCAAUGUCAAAAAUUACACUGGAGCACGCAUAAAAAGUUCUGCAAAAAGUUAGCAGAGGAGUAUCAAGAGUUGGAAGAAAGGAAGAAAAUGGAACAAAAGGAAAAAGAAAGGCAAGAACAGAUUCUGAAAGAACAAAAGCAGCAAAUGGGAGAAACACAAAGUGAUAAACAAGACGUCACAGAGAACAGAAGUGAGGGAAGCUCGGAGAUCAGGAAGGACAACUCUGCAAUGGCUGCUGAGCCCUAGACUUCUUCAUUCGCCGUGACAAGCAGCAUUCCAUCCAAAACAUUUUACUUUCUAUUGUAAUGUUGUAUUUGUAAUUCAUAGGCAAAAACGUAAGAUGUAGAGUUUCAAAGGGAGAUCAAAUUGUCACAGUAGAUAAAGUGCAGAAAUGAUAUAAAAGUCAUUACUGGUCAUUUGUCCAGCUUCAGUUUUUGUUUCCUCUGAGUCUUAAUUCGAGUGAAAGUAUGGUAAGAAUACUGUAACUGUAUUACAUUUGGCUGUGUAUUCUAUUUAGCGCCUUUGGCGGAACGCAGCCUCUGCUAAAUCAAGUACAUCGCUAAAUGCCAUCCGUAAAUCUAGAUGUUUAAAGUAAUUCAGGAAUGCGCUAAAUCAAAUCUACGCUAACUUGUUGAAAAAACGAUUUCCACCAAAUAUCGUACACACCAAAUAUAAUACGUUUACAGUAUCAAGUCCUUUAAGUCGGGUAUUGGUGCUAGUAAUACAUGUACAGUGUAAAUGUAAGUUGUUAAUAAUUAUUAGGUUGGAGAGAAGGAUUUAUCUCAAGCUUAUAUUGUUCAUGUUUGUGAAGUUUAUGUAAGUUAAAAGAAUUCUAUUUGUAGUGUAUUGAUGUACUGUAAGCAUUGAAACUUCUGAUAUAUGCGUACAUCUGUACAUACCACAUUCUUCUUAGUAGCUUCAAGGUCAAUAUUGAAUUGUAGUAAUAAUAUUUAAUAGAGAAAUGAUAAAUACAUUGAUGUGUUAAAUAGAUUGUGUCUUUCAUUCAACAUCCCAUUGUCAAGUUACAUAAUAGUGAAGUUUUAUUUUUGUAAUAUUUUUUAUUUAUUAGAGAUAUACUGAAAUUUGAAGGUGAAUUAAUCGUGAACUUAGCUUGUGACUCGAGGAUAUGUUACAAAUAUGAUAUACCAUAUUCAUCUUAACGAGUGACCCCUACCCCUAUAAGCACCCUUGGGACUUUUUUUCAUCUCUCAACAAUUAAAAGUCCCUCCCCCCUUUAAAUACAGUACAACUUACCUUAUACCGGUAAUACCUGCCAUAUCAUAGUGUAUUUACUACCUGUGGUUUUGAUGAUAUGAAAUAAUAAAUCAAUCAAUAAGACCCAAGUGGAUUAAUACUGUAGAUUACUUAUUUUACGUGAGUACUUAAUAUGGUGAAAUGACUUGUAUGCAUCGAAUCGCGUUAACACAAAUUCGCGAGUUGUUUGUGACUUAAAAGUUCUUACAUGUAUUUCAGCAACAGAAAAUUAAAAGCAAGAAAUUUUAAUUCGUGAGCGAUACCGCUCACAUAAUUACACAAUAAUGAAUUCCUCGCGUAUAUUUGAGAAUCUACAGUACAACAAUAACUCACCUAGAAUUUGAUACAGUGUAUCUAUUUAAACAUUUCUUCAAGUCAAAAUUUCAAAACAAAGGACUAAGUAACGACCCCCUUUUCUAAUUGCCCAGGGUGUUCAGUAUAAUGAAUAAGAUUUAGGUCGCAGGAAAGAUAGAGGGGUUGCAGGAAAGGUAGAGGGAUUGUAGAAGUGAUCAUUAUUAGCUAUUAUACUACUUUUUGUUUUAAAGUUGGUUGAAUACUUUGCCUAUGCUUGCAACUAGUAUUUGUCAUAAAUUUGACUCAAAGCAUUGUCUCACAUUGAAGUGCAGAUGACUUUAUCUCAUAGAAUAUGAAUGUGCAUACACAUCUGACUUGCAAUAACUAAAACACUAGUCUUGGGGCCACCCCAGUCAUCGUUUGGCAAUGUAUACAUCUUUUUGAAAACAACCUAAGAUUUUGUAGCCAUUGAAAAGAAGUUAUCUCAAGGAUUACAUGUAAAACCUAUUCAAAUUUAUUGCAGAGACUUGCAAUUGGUAGCAUACUGAAGAUUGUCUAGCUUAAAAGGAAGUUUAUGGUGAAAUAUUAGUAACUGUCUGAGUCAUCUUAUACGAUUGUUUUGUGUUUAUUUCGGGUGUAAUCUGUGACAGUAGUAUUACAUUACACAUUGUAUUACUUCCUUUAUCAUUGUUGUCAAUACUUUAUUGUGUAUUUUGCAAUAAAUUUGAUAAAAAUCAA
This is a messenger RNA of Ostrea edulis (European flat oyster), 3573 nucleotides long. RefSeq names its product ankyrin repeat and MYND domain-containing protein 2-like. Bases 268 to 1533 code for a protein of 421 amino acids. Lineage: Eukaryota; Metazoa; Mollusca; Bivalvia; Ostreida; Ostreidae. The transcript has 12 exons. Gene Ontology annotation, molecular function: protein binding. The record is from RefSeq and is a predicted model, not a curated record.